GCCGGUGAAAAGCUCUGAAUGAGCUUCUUUCCUCUGAAAGGAUAAACAACUCUUUUGUUGCGAGGAAGAAAAGACACUUGCCUUUUUGGUGAGGGAAUUGUUCAGCAGGAUUGGGUCAGGAAAAUGAAGAAAAGCCUAACUCAGUAGAAACCUUUUUUUUUCUAUGCACAUUUCCUUGUCAUUUGUUUCUUGAUAAAAGUGCAUACAGGUAUUUUAUCUGAUUGAGAGAAGUUGCCCAGUGAAGUACCUUGCAUCGGCCCUUGUGUGGAGAUCUGAACUGUCCCUCAGACUUGAGCUCUGGGAUUCCUGUGACCUGCUUUUGUUAACCCUGACUUUGCGUGUGUUGCCACUGUGAGGUUAAGAGGAGAUUCAGGCUAUUAGUUUAACUUAGGAUUAGAAAGGGAGGGGGGGUGUUAAAAAAUAAAGGGUUUGGCUGUGGGGCGCAGUUUCUGCUUGAUCUUCAGGCCAUAUGGUUUGGCAAGUGCAGCGACGCCGGUCACUAUCUGUGUUCUAAUUAAUGUGCAGAUGAGCCAGUAGGGAGGCUGCUAUUUAUGUGAUUGGAGUGGGGGCCGUACAUGUGACCCCCAGGGACGUGCAAGCAGACAAAGAGAGCUUCUCCCCCAGCUGUGCCACCACAGUCAAGAGGCGGGAGCUACUCGACCCCACAACCUCUGCCUCGGUGGCCAGCAGGAGCUCACAUGAUGCAUCACUGUUCAGUUCUGAGAUCUUGACAAUCACUGCACUCACCCCAGGCUGAAGGGGAGGACCGGGUCGCUGGGCUAAGUGGGGGUAUGUGGUACGAGUAAGGGGUCAGACAUCGGGGGACUGAGCUCGCGCCAGAACAGUUCACUCUUUUCACCCUGCUUUCCCCGUCGUGUGAGAUAUGGAGUUGUAGAUUUACUCCUUUUCUUAGAGAGGAUUUAAGGAGAGUGAGUGGCAGUGUGGCUUCCCAGCAGCAGCGCAUUUACAGCUGUGCGUGGACAGUAGUGACUGGAGAAGCCGGCUGAGAACCGCAUCGUCACUCCCGUCGUGUUCCACCCCAUGCUUCGCUCUGGGAGUACCGUUAUUUCUGGGGAUGUGGGAAUGUGGCAGCAGUGGGUGGGUGAGCCACCUUUGGGAGCUGGAUGCAGCGAUGGAUUAACCUGUUCUGUCUGGAACGCAGUGGAAGCGUCUCGCAGUGACUGCUGGAAGGAGCAUUAACGAAGUUUCCUCCUUGGGAAACCACUGGAGUUUGAGCUGAAAUUGGACGCUUUGUAUUUUUUUUUCUCUCUCUCUUGUUCCUUCUCUCCUUCCUUAACCUGGGGCCCCCUCAUCCGCCCACUCCCUGGCCCGGGGGUGUGGAGUGGAGCAUGACCAGCUGUCAGUACCCUAUUGCUUCCCCGGAGCGAGACAGGAUGUACCAGCACAAAGUCUCGCUGGUGGUACGCUACUUCAUGAUCCCCUGCAACAUCUGCCUGAUCCUGCUGGCCACCUCCACGCUCGGCUUUGCUGUGCUCCUCUUCCUCAACAACUAUAAACCUGUCCACUUCACUGCAGCGUCGCCCCCUGAUGGCUGUCGGGGGAUGCUCUGUGGAUUUGGGGCAGUGUGCGAGAGAGACCCAGCAGACCAGUCCAAAGGGACCUGCGUGUGUAAGAGGACAGUGUGCCCCCUGGUGGUGGCACCAGUGUGCGGUUCCGACAACUCCACCUACUCCAAUGAGUGUGAGCUGGAGAAGGCGCAGUGCAGCAUGCAGAGGAGGCUCAAGGUGGUGCGCAAGGGGCCCUGUGGCCAUAAGGAUCCUUGCAGUGUGGUGACCUGCAGCUACGGCAGUACAUGUGUGCAGUCGUCCGACGGCCAGUCAGCAAAGUGCAUGUGCCCGUUGUCCUGCGAUGGGCAGCCAGAGCAGACUGUCUGCGGCAGUGACGGCAAGGACUACCCCAAUGAGUGCAUGCUGAACAAGCACGCCUGCGCCACCCAGAGGAACAUCAGGAAACAGCACAAGGGGCCCUGUGAUCCCUGCAAGAACAACCAGACCAGUGAGAGCUCUGGGUGCUGGGUGAAACCGCGGACGCGCCAGGCCCAGACGUUUGCCCUCCCCAAGUCGUGCCGCCCUGAUGCCACAGCUCUGUGUGCCAGCGACGGGCAGACGUAUGACAGUGAAUGCAGCAUGCAGCUCACAGGCCGGCUGAAAGGCGUCCUCCUGAAGAAGGUCCAUGAUGGAGAGUGCCGAGUGCACGAGAGCUGCAAGGAGGACUGCCGGUUCAACGCCCUGUGCCUGCUGGACGAGCUCGGACCCCGCUGUUCCUGUGAGCCCAUGCACUGUGAUGGGUCGUACAAGCCACUCUGCGGCAAGGACGGCCACACCUACGCCAACGACUGUGAGCGACGUCGUGCUGAGUGCCAGGGCAAGGCCUACAUUCCCAUAAUGCAGCUGGGCCCUUGUGACCUGCACAUCCCCAGCCCAUGCCUGCAGAGGAACUGUGCGUUCGGGGCGGUGUGUGUGGUGAAGGACGACAAACCCGUGUGUGAGUGCCCCGGCGCCUGCCCCCCGCCCCGGGAGCCCGUGUGCGGCACCGACGGCCAGACCUACGGCAGCCUGUGCCAGAUGGAGACCAUGAGCUGCGUCCUGCAGGAGGAGAUCCAUAUGAAGCACCUAGGGGCCUGCGCUAAGGCAUGCCGGAACUGCUCAUACGGAGCGAUCUGUGAUGAGCAGACCGGACGCUGCGUGUGCUCCAAGGAAUGCGUGAACACCUUCCAGCCAGUGUGCGGCAGCGACGGCAACACCUACAAUAAUGAGUGCGAACUGCACGUGCAGGCCUGCACCCAGAAGACCGAGCUGCGGGUAGCCACCCUGGGCAAGUGUGAGAAGUGUGGUGCCACGGUGUGUGUAUGGGGUGCCCGCUGCGAGCAGGAUAGGUGUGAGUGCCCAGCGUGCCCGGGGCUGCCCUUCAGUCCUGUGUGUGGCAGCGAUGGCACCACCUAUGACAAUGCAUGUGAGCUGCAAGUCGCAUCCUGCAUCCUCCAGAAGGACAUCAGUGUGGCCCGAGCUGGCAGCUGCGAUGAAGAGUGUGGGUCAGGAGCUUCUGGGUCUGGACUGGAUAGCAGCUGUGAGCAGGAGCGCUGUCGUCUGUUUGGUGGUUCGUGGGACGAGGAUUCUGAAGAGGAUCGUUGUGUGUGUGACUUCACGUGCCACAAUGUGCCGCAUAACCAGGUGUGCGGUUCCGAUGGACACACCUACAGCAAUGAGUGUGAGCUGAAGAAGAGACGAUGUGAAAAGCAGGAGCCCUUGGUGACUCACAGCCAAGGGCCGUGCACAAGUACUUCCCCACCUGGCUUGACACAAGCUAAGCACUGCAGUCAAACAACAUAUGGCUGUUGUCUUGACAACACAACAGCUGCCCUGGGUGUAGGACUGGCAGGAUGCCCCAGUACCUGUCAGUGUAACCCUUAUGGUUCCUAUGGGACGUCAUGUGACCCAACCGAUGGACAGUGCUCUUGCAAGCCUGGUGUGGGAGGAGAGAAGUGCGACCGCUGCGAGCCAGGAUUCUGGAACUUCCGUGGCAUUGUCACCGAAAAUAUGAGCGGCUGCACACCUUGCCAUUGUGACAUGCUGGGCUCCGUGCGGGAUGACUGUGAGCAGAUGUCAGGCUUGUGCUCGUGCAAGCCUGGUGUGAAAGGCAUGAAGUGCAACGUGUGCUCUGACGGCACGGAGAUGGGCGCCGGCGGCUGUGACCACGGCUUGGGGGCUAGAUCCUCCUGUGAAGAGAUGGAAUGCAAGUUCGGAGCAUCCUGUGUGGUGGUAAAUGGCCAAGCCCACUGUGAGUGCCCCUCCCCCGACUGCGACAAGAGGAACAAGCCUAAGGUGUGUGGUUCUGAUGGGGAGACAUAUGCAGACCUGUGUCAGCUGAAGACCAUAGCCUGCCGACAGGACAAGGUCAUCACUGUGAAGCACGAGGGGUCAUGCACGGAAACCAUGCACGCUGUUGAGCGGGCGGCCCACCCCACCCUCUCCCUGACCCACCCCCGCUCCACUCCCUUCACUGCCCGCACCACGUCCCUCCAUGGGCUCACCACCACAUCGCCUUUCGACGAUCCGGACGUCACCGCGCCAGUUGACGAGGAGGCCCAGUCCCGCUUCUAUGUAGAAGCCCUCCCACCAGUAACGGUCAGCGAGGACCCCAGCACCCCCGCCAUCACCUCCCGCCGUCCCUCCACCUACCACAAGCCACCUCGCACCACGUCCUCUCCCCCAACCUCCAGCCCCGGAACCUUCUCAUCUACCCUCUACGAGGAUUCGGGCAGUGGGGAACCCAGCGGCGACGACGAGGCCGAGAGUAGUGCUAUGCUGGAGGCUAGCGGGGAAGAUCCUGUUGAGCCCACAGUGACCCGGACCGUCCCUGUGUCACUGGAGAGUCUCUCAUCCUGUGAUGACAGCCCUUUGGGUUGCUGCCCCGAUGGGAGGACGGCUACCAGCGAUCCAGAGGGAACCAACUGUCCCCCCACCAUGAAAUUCAGCGGUUUUCUGCACCUGGAUCAGGUGGAGGGACAGGAGGUCUUCUAUACUCCUGAGAUGGACGAUCCUAAGUCUGAGCUUUUUGGAGAGACAGCGAGGAGCAUUGAGAGUGCUCUAAAUGAGUUGUUCCAAAAGUCGGACAUAAAUAAGGACUUCAAGAGUGUUAGAGUCCAAAAUCUCGCUCCAAGUAACUCCCUCCUUGCCUUUGUGGAGGUCCACCUUGAUGCAGACACCAGGCACACCGUCGAGGAUGUUCAGGGGGCUCUACUGAAAGAAGUGAAGUCAACUAAGCAGACAGCCAUAGUUGUGAAGAAACCAGUGGAGGAGAACAUUCAGUUUAAUAACUAUGGUCUCUCCACUAUCCCACUUUUCACCACUACGACAAUGACCACCACCCUACUGCCAACUGCAUCCUGGGCCAGUCAAAACACCGGUACCAGCCGCAUGCCCUCACUGGGCCGCAGAGCCACCACAGCGUCCCCAGUGACCAGGCCACGCACCACCACAUCAUUCCUCCCCCAGCACACCACACCCUUAAGGGCGAAACUGAUGCCCAAACAUGUGAGGCCUACCCAACCCCCCCAGCCGUGUGCGUCGCACCCCUGCCAUCACGGGGGCACCUGCGAGGAGGACGGCGAUGACUUCACUUGCAUCUGCCCAGCAGGAAGAGGAGGCGCAGUCUGUGAAAAAGUGAUUAAGUACUUUAUCCCGGCCUUUGGGGGCAAGUCUUACCUGGCCUUUCCCACCAUGAGGGCCUACCACACGGUACGCAUCGCCAUGGAGUUCCGGGCUGCAGAGAUGACCGGCAUGCUGCUCUACAAUGGGCAGAAUGGCAAGAAGGACUUCCUGUCACUGGCCCUAGUGUCUGGCCAAGUGCAGCUCAGGUUCGACACGGGUUCAGGCACGGGCACGCUGCUCAGUAAGGUCCGCGUGAAGCCUGGCCGCUGGCACCAGCUGGUGGUGAUACGGAACAGGCGCCAUGCCAUGCUGAGCGUCGACAGCGAGCUGCAUAUCGAGGGCGAGAGCCCUCCUGGCACCGACGGCCUCAACCUGGACACGGACCUCUUCAUUGGGGGUGUGCCGGAGGAGAUGUUACAAGACGUAAAGGAGAAGACGUCAAUCUCUUCCGGCCUGGUGGGCUGCGUGCGCAUGCUGGACGUCAACAACAUGGUGUACAACUUGCAGGAAAAGGCCGGGCAUGUGCUGUAUGGCUCCGGUGUGGGAGAAUGUGGCAGCAACCCAUGCCAACCCAACCCGUGCCGCAACGGGGCACUCUGCCAGUCCAGAGAGGCGGAGUCUUUCCACUGCAAGUGCAUUGAUGGUUUCUCAGGUCCAACAUGCGCUGAUGCCCACAACCCAUGUAAACCAAACAAGUGUCAUCCUUCAUCUCGGUGCGAGGUUCUGCCACAGGGCGGGUAUAAAUGUGAAUGUCCAAUGGGCCGUAAAGGACCACACUGUGAAACAGAAUCCAAGACUGAGCAGAGUGACACCUUCAUGCCCUUCUUCAGUGGGGACUCCUACUUAGAAUAUAGCGGACUACACACCUACGGCAGUGACCUAUUCCAUAAGCUCAGCAUGACAGUGGUGUUUCUAGCCAACGACCCUGAUGGCAUGAUAUUCUACAAUGGACAGAGGAGCGACAGCAAGGGAGAUUUCAUAUCUUUGGCUUUAAAGGAUGGAAUCCUGGAGUUCCGAUACGAUCUGGGCAAGGGCCCCGCCAUCAUCAGGAGCAAGGAGAAGAUUCAGAUGAACGUGUGGAACACAGUGAACCUGGAGCGCGCCAACCGCAAGGGGGAGCUAACUGUGAACGGCAAGGACCGUGUCCGAGGGGAGGCGCCGAAAUCCCGCAAGUACCAGCAUGCUGCCCUCAACCUGAAGGAGUCCUUCUUUGUGGGAGGUGUCCCAGACUUCAGCAAGCUGGCGAGAGCAGCCUCACUAAGCACUAGCUUCAAGGGGGCCAUUCAGAAGAUUACCCUCAUGGGCACCCCCAUCCUAAUGCGAGCGAAUGCACUCCGAUCCCAGGACGUGUCCACCUUCUCCCAGCACGCAUGCACUCAGGGUGUCUGCCUAAACGGGGCCCUCUGCAGCCCACUGCUGGCCAAUUAUGAGUGCAUCUGUCACCAUGGUUUCUCUGGGAAGCACUGCCAAGACAUAAUAAUUGAGAAAUCUGCCGGGGACUCCGAUUCUGUCGCCUUUGAUGGCCAGACGUUCAUCGAGUACCACAACGCUGUCACCAAGAGCCAACUGAAUAAUGAAAUCCCAGAUCCUGAGUUUCUGGAGAACCCAUCAGAUGAGAGCGAAAAGGGCCUCCUGGUGAACAGGUUUGAGCUGAGCAUCAAGACGGAAGCCACGCAAGGCCUGAUCCUGUGGAGUGGCAAGGGAGUCGAGCGUGCAGACUACAUCGCCCUGGCUGUGGUGGAUGGAUGCAUCCAGAUGACCUACGACCUGGGCUCCAAGCCAGUUGUGUUGCAGUCAUCCGUGCCUGUUAACACCAACCGCUGGGUCCGCAUCAAGGCCAGUCGGGCCCUAAGGGAUGGCUCACUGCAGGUUGGCAAUGAAGCCGCCAUUACAGGCUCUUCACCUCUGGCGGCCACCCAGUUGGACACAGACGGAGCUCUCUGGCUGGGCGGCCUGGAGGAGCUGGGCGUCGCACGCCGGCUGGCCAAGGCCUACAGCACCGGGUUUGUAGGCUGCAUGAAAGACGUGAGUGUGGAUGGUGUGGACCUGCACCUGGUAGAAGACGCCUUAAACAAUCCCAAAAUCACACACUGCUCCGCCAAAUAGCCUGGCUCUGCCUCUCCAUGCACAUCCACUGCUGUAAUUAUUUUUCUAUUUGUGUGUACCUUUCAUUGUCUUUUUAUAUUAAAAAAGAAACAUUAUUUUAAAAAUUUUGUUACAUACUGUUUUUCAUUUCUUUUGUUUGGUUUUUAUUUCUCUUUACUUGUAUGAUUCUUUUGCAAAUUUACUGGUGAACAUUGUGUCAAAAAAAGUUGUUAUUUUUAUUGAAAGAGAAAAAAACUCAUCUUGCUCAUUACUUGAAUGCUGGUGCUGGUGUCUUUUCUGUUGUGUUCUGCUGGUGUCAUAAUAUUUCUGUUCUUUCAGUCAAAUGCCAGGAUAUUCUUCAGUGAAUCGCUAUUGUAAAAGGUUUUGCAGAGAAACUGAUCGAUAAUUUCAAUUAAUUAACUAAGAAGAAGAAUGUUUUAUGCUCAUAUGUCUAAUGCAUAUAUGUUUUCUUUCUUUCUUUUAAUACUUUCUAAGGAAAGUUCUGGUAAUAGUGGCCUUCAAGUGAGUUUUUACUGCUGUUACAUACAAUUGCAGUCUUGCAAAGUUACCACAUUCCCUCAUAAUCUGGGAAUUUGGGAUUAUUUAUAUUUAAAAUGGCAAAAUGACAAGCAUUCCAUAAUAAACAUUUCAUCCAGUCCACAUUUUAACAAUGGAAUAGUCCUUAAGCUUUGUAAUGUAAAGAACAAAUCAGACUUACUGUAUAAACUUAAAGUAUGUUUGAACUAGACCAGCUGAUUUGUAUCUGCGGUUGCCUUUCUCCUGUCCAGCUGGAAAAUAAGAGGUGCAAGCAUAUUGCUUUUUGAUUGAAUCAACCCUUUAAUUUUACACUAAAGCGUCAAGUCAGAAUAUUUCCGGAUUAAGUAGUGAAACGUUCUCAACAGAUAUCUGAAACUGUGAAUAUAUCACCGACGUUAUUGAUUCAUUAGGCUAUAGUCUCACAGUUCUUAUAUGUUAUGGGAAAAAGUCAUGCUAUUAAGAGAAUGUACUUUUUCUUGCUGUCAUUUUGUUUUUGCCGUUAUUUCUGUUGUCGGAUGUAUAGAUUUCCCAGGAGCCCUGCAGAGGACAUGUUUUCUGAUGCAAAUAGGAAAAAAAAACAUGCAUGCAACUUCUAAUGGCGCUGAAAAACAAACACAUCUGUGACUUUUUUUUCCCGUUCAUUUCGCAUUUAGUUCUGUGAGGUUCAGUUGGGGCUCUUAUACCAUUGUACCACCAGGUGGGACUGUGACAUAGACUGGAGCCAAGUUUAAAGAAGAAAACACACCGAAAACUUUGGUGACUGACUAUGAAAGGUGCAAGUAAAAAACAGGAGUUAUGGGCGUAUACCAUGAACAUUUACGUGUAUUUGAAAUGUAUUUGUAAAUUAAAGCAUUGAAACAUUUCAAAAAGAAACACAAAUUAUAUAAAUGACAAAGACUAAAAUAGUAUAAAAAAGAUUUUGUAUCAUUUUGUCAAACUCAGUAUUUAAAAAGGCAACAAACGUUAAAAAUGCUGCUGGGUAUUAAUUGGAGAAGAUUGUUGAUUUAAUCGUUCUGCUUGUUAUAUCUGUGUGUUGUGACUUUAAGCUGGAAAGCAUUGUUAAUUCUUUGACUAAAGCUCACAUUUCUCUCUAAAGUACAAUAGCAGAAUUUUCUGGAUAUGGCAAUUGUGUAUAAUCAAUGUGUAGACAGUACCUGGACCAAAAAAAAGGUAAUUGAUUUAAAAAAAAAAAAUAAAGUUCAUUCUUGACAUCAGGAAGGAACCACACCUCUCUGUCUAAGAAACCUGCUGAACUUGUCAUGUAUUUCCAGAAGACAAUGAUCACAUUUCACAGAAUGUUACAUGAUUAAUUUGACCAUCUGUAUCUAAAUGAGUGAAAAUCGGAAUCUGAAGGACCGCUAAAUAAAUAGUCACAUGACUUACUGGAAAAA
Messenger RNA from Brienomyrus brachyistius, 9184 nucleotides. RefSeq names its product agrin (gene agrn). Gene Ontology annotation, molecular function: serine-type endopeptidase inhibitor activity; laminin binding; calcium ion binding. Lineage: Eukaryota; Metazoa; Chordata; Actinopteri; Osteoglossiformes; Mormyridae. The record is from RefSeq and is a predicted model, not a curated record. The coding region runs from base 1350 to 7277 and encodes 1975 amino acids. Gene Ontology annotation, biological process: G protein-coupled acetylcholine receptor signaling pathway; receptor clustering; central nervous system development. The transcript has 38 exons.